AUGUACAAUUUGCUGAUUUUCAAUAUUGUCUUUGCUGCAACAUUUUUCGCGCUUGACGCCGCUCAGAGUGUUCACUGGCAGUGGCGAGAUCUCAUAUGCGAGACGAAAGAUGGUCAGGGUCCAGAUAAGAUAAGCAAAGAACCGGCAACAUGCAGAUUGGCUCUACGUGAAACUGGCAUUGACAACGAUCCAAAUGACAACAAGAGACCUGUACCGGAAAAUGACCCUAUAUGUUUUGACGUAAGGCUUUUAUAA
This is a messenger RNA of Gongylonema pulchrum, 255 nucleotides long. NCBI's taxonomy places the organism in Eukaryota, Metazoa, Nematoda, Chromadorea, Rhabditida, Gongylonematidae. The record is from the annotation of a GenBank genome assembly.